This is a messenger RNA of Aspergillus pseudonomiae, 924 nucleotides long. RefSeq lists its product as uncharacterized. The transcript has 3 exons. Lineage: Eukaryota; Fungi; Ascomycota; Eurotiomycetes; Eurotiales; Aspergillaceae. The record is from RefSeq and is a predicted model, not a curated record. Bases 1 to 924 code for a protein of 307 amino acids.
AUGAAAUUGGACCCUCGUGCAGCAACGGUGCAUGAUGUUGACGACCAUGACAAUCCCAUCCUGCAUAGCAAGCGAUCGGCAACGCGAGUGAAAAAGGAAACAUCACCAUCGGCGAUGCGGAAGAGCACUGUCAAUCACGCCAUACCCCCCAGGGGCAUUAUCGGCGAGUCCAUCAUCAGCGGCCCCAUCGAGCACAUGGUCAAGGCGCUUGGGACGCACCGGAGCAAUCCGCUCACGAUCUUUACAAGGGGUCAGGAUCAGAGCCGCGAGUGGAAUGAGAUCGGGGGAUGUCGGUUUCGGAAGGUUUUUUUUACGGAUGAGACGGAAGUUUUGAAGCCCGAUGCAGUCUAUGAACGCCAGCGGUCCGUUCGUCUGACUGCGUUCAUCCCGAAAAAGGAUGAAACUCACCCAGACCCGAGGAUCUAUGUGGAACAAAGGGUUUACCGUGGAGGACAGGAACAGAUCGUCUUGCAUGAACUAGGCUUCAGAGGACGCAUCCAAGUAGGGGUCGAGUAUGUAUUCGCGGGAUGUGGAGAUGAACACGUCAACUGGGGGAAGCGCGAUCUUCUGCUGCAAGUCCAAUCGCUGGAUCAGGAUAUAUUCGAUAGCUAUAUGCACCGAGCGAAGUACUACGGAUACGACCACACGUACUGCGUUUACGUGAAUAGACACAUGGUAUCGAAUGGGGUAAACCAUAGGCUACCCAUCCUGGAUCAGAGGAGACGGUCGCCCUGCAACAUCUGCUUUGAUCCGGAUGAUCUUCAGGCUUUGUUGAAGGCCAAAGGUGUAUUGCAAUUCAAUUGGGAAGGGCCCUCGACGGCAGAGAUCGAGCUCCUGAAACUGCGUUUGCGCGGGCUUGGGGAUUGUACGGAGGAUGGCAUGGCUUCGGGCGACCUCCAUAUCCGUAUCAUAUACAAGCCUUGA